Phaeodactylum tricornutum CCAP 1055/1 is the source of this 318-nucleotide messenger RNA. RefSeq lists its product with no specific name. Gene Ontology annotation, molecular function: 2 iron, 2 sulfur cluster binding. The annotation marks the transcript as partial. Gene Ontology annotation, biological process: iron-sulfur cluster assembly. The record is from RefSeq and is a predicted model, not a curated record. The transcript has a single exon. Lineage: Eukaryota; Bacillariophyta; Bacillariophyceae; Surirellales; Neidiaceae. Gene Ontology annotation, cellular component: cytoplasm; mitochondrion.
CUUACGCAAGCCGCGGCGGAUCGCAUCCAGGAAUUGUUGCGGGGCGAGAACGCGAAGGGUGCAAUUGGUAUUCGGCUCGGGACGAAGCGGCGUGGCUGCAACGGGUUGUCGUAUACGCUGAAUUACGCGCUGGAGAAACCCGAAAAGGAUGUAGCUAUGGAAUCGCACGGCGUCCAGGUCUUCAUCGAACCUAUGGCGCUGUUCAAUAUUGUUGGUACAGUCAUGGACUGGGAAGAAUCAGAGUUGAGUAGCGAGUUUACCUUCAACAACCCCAACAGUAAAGGAGAAUGCGGGUGUGGGGAAUCGUUCAAUGUAUAA